AUGUCGGGUGAACUUCAGACUAUACCUGCGCGCCAUGGGGCUGCGACUUUUGUGCCCAGAGGAAGGACGAUCAAGGUUAUUAACACGUAUGGGAAGCAGGUAGUCAGUAUGUGGGCUUUUACGCUGGGCCCGCCGCCUGAAGAGGGGGAAGGUGAGGAGUUGAAUGAGGAGGAAGUUAAAAAGGAGGCAGAAGAGAUAAAGAAGGUGGUUGGAGAGAGCAAAAAGCAGGAGGUAGAGACAGCAAACGAAGAUAACAAGGUCAAAAAUGAGAGUGAAGGGGUCGAAAGUGAGAAGAAGGAGAGUGAAGAGGGCGAAGGCGAGGAGAAGAAAAAGAGUAAGGACGGCAAGAAGGUGACACAGCUAAAUGAGGAUACCGCCAAUGGGAAAGGUCAAGACACUCAAACUCCACCCGAAAAAGCGCCAGAUACUCCCGAGAACGAGAAGACGACAGAAUCGACCGAGUCACCAUCCAAGCAACCCGCUAAGCGCACUUGGGCGUCUUACCUCCCUUCUAUCCCCUAUCGCAACAAAGGUGCAGCGAACAAGCAAGAGGCGGAACAAAAGCCCAGUGCUGAGCAAGUGAAGAAACAAAACGAGGAGAAUACUAAGAAAUGGUCUUCAUAUCUACCCACAGGCAAGAGUUUCUCAAGCUACGUGCCCAACGUAGCAGUCCCAGACUCCAAGUCUGUCAUAAGUGCAUUCAAGUCAAGUCACUACCGGGAUCCAAAUAAGAGCUAUGCAGAGCAACUGUACGACUUUUCCAAGACACCUGUGGGCGCGGGAACAGUGGCUGCUGCCACCGGCUCAGGCUACGCAUCCUCCGUCUACGCCGCCUACUCAGCCUACACCUCCAUGCACCCCUCCAACUUAUCCCAACCUCCCAUGGAAUACCUCUCCCUCCCCCACACCCGCACCGCCUCGCACAAACUCGUUCCAGAAGUCAACGACGAGCUCCUGACCAACCUCCGCAACCCCAUCCUAACUCUCAUCGAAGACACCUCCCCCGGCGCCCACGACACCCUAACUGCCGCCUGCGACGCUAACCAGUACGCCGCGCUGGGCAUUGACAAGCCCGCCGAACACGGCAGCUGCGCUGAGAACCUCGUCCUCGCCCUCAAAGAAAUAAAUGAGACGUCUGGCCUCAAAGGCACAAAAGCAGUGGGCGCUGAUAUCACGGUGAAUAUUGCGCCGACACCCCUCCACCUCUUCAUGAAUGCACCGCUGCAUGCUGAGGGCGAUAUUCACAAUGAUGGCGCGGGCGCAAAGGGCGUCACGCUUAGUGUUGAGGAGCCGCAGGGGAAGAAGAGGUGCUAUGUUCGGUUCAGGGCUGAGCGGGAUGUUGUCGUGGUGUUUAGUGCGUGCCCGAUGGAUGUGGGCAAGCAGAAUGGGGGGAGGUGUAUGGCGAGUAAUUUUAUGGUGGAGGAGGUUGAUGAAGAAGAUGACAAGGCAGAGUCUGGGGUGAAGGGGAAGAAAGAAGAAGUGAAGGAAGGUGGAGGGAAGGAGGCGGAGAAGAAGAAGGCAAGUGAGGAGCCGAAGCCGAAGAAAAAGCCGAAGAAACUUGAGGUGAGGAGUCAGUCUACUGCUCCUGUAUCGUCGUAA
This is a messenger RNA of Bipolaris sorokiniana ND90Pr, 1599 nucleotides long. RefSeq lists its product as uncharacterized. NCBI's taxonomy places the organism in Eukaryota, Fungi, Ascomycota, Dothideomycetes, Pleosporales, Pleosporaceae. The transcript is spliced from 2 exons. The coding region runs from base 1 to 1599 and encodes 532 amino acids. The record is from RefSeq and is a predicted model, not a curated record.